This is a messenger RNA of Carya illinoinensis, 2117 nucleotides long. Its product is annotated as cytochrome P450 90B1-like. Gene Ontology annotation, biological process: sterol metabolic process. Gene Ontology annotation, molecular function: heme binding; monooxygenase activity; iron ion binding. The coding region runs from base 23 to 1732 and encodes 569 amino acids. The transcript has 8 exons. The record is from RefSeq and is a predicted model, not a curated record. NCBI's taxonomy places the organism in Eukaryota, Viridiplantae, Streptophyta, Magnoliopsida, Fagales, Juglandaceae.
UCCAUGUGUAAAGCCAAUUUCCAUGCUAUGCUUUCCGCCUGUUCCGCUUAAAAACACACGAGAAGCUUAUAAAAGCAGCCUAUUGGCGUCGAUGCAUUCACUCACUGGUUCCAUCGAAACCAACUGCUUAAAAGCGAUUUUUCAGCAGACGGUGAACUGCAAAAAGAAGCACAUAUCGGAUUCGAACUGCUUACAACAAGCUAAGCAAAUCCCACGCAAAACACACACUCACAAAGAGGGAGGGAGAUCAGUCAAGUCAAUCUCCAUGCCUGACUCAGAGCUAAUUCUCUGUUCUCUUCCCUCCAUCUUAGCUCUAAUUCUGAUCUUUAUCCUCAACAAAAGAAAGCGAAGCAGACUCAAUCUCCCACCAGGAAACAUGGGCUGGCCUUUUCUUGGAGAAACUAUCGGCUAUCUUAAGCCUUACUCUGCUACUUCAAUUGGAGAAUUCAUGGAGAAACACAUAUCAAGAUAUGGCAAAAUUUACAAGUCUAAUUUGUUUGGAGAGCCAACAAUCGUCUCGGCAGAUGCUGGGCUUAAUAGAUUCAUUCUACAGAAUGAAGGAAGAUUAUUUGAAUGCAGCUAUCCUAGAAGCAUAGGUGGAAUUCUUGGAAAAUGGUCUAUGUUGGUAUUAGUUGGAGACAUGCACAGAGACAUGAGGAGUAUUUCGCUCAACUUUUUAAGCCAUGCCAGGCUUAGGACUCAUCUUUUGAGAGAGGUGGAGAAGCAUACCUUGCUUGUACUAAGCAACUGGAAGGAGAAUUAUAUAUUUUCAGCUCAAGAUGAAGCCAAAAAGUUUACCUUCAAUCUGAUGGCAAAGCAUAUCAUGAGCAUGGAUCCCGGGAUGCCCGAGACCGAGCAGCUGAAGAAAGAAUAUAUUACUUUCAUGAAGGGAGUGGUGUCGGCUCCUCUGAAUUUUCCUGGAACUGCAUAUAGAAAGGCCUUGCAGUCUCGAGCGACCAUCCUCAAGUUUAUUGAGCGAAACAUGGAAGAUAGAAUGCGGAAAACAAAGGAGGAAACCGAAGAUAUGGAGGAAGAUGAUCUUCUUGGAUGGGUCUUGCAGCAUUCCAAUCUUUCAACCGAGCAAAUUCUUGACUUGAUCUUAAGCUUGCUCUUCGCUGGCCAUGAAACUUCAUCAGUAGCCAUAGCUUUAGCUAUAUACUUCCUGCCAGGUUGUCCCAGUGCUAUUCAACAGCUCAGAGAAGAACACCUUCAAAUUGCCAGAGCCAAGAAGGAAGCAGGAGAAAUGGAAUUGAGUUGGAAUGACUACAAGAAAAUGGAAUUCACCCAAUGUGUUAUUAGUGAGACCCUCCGGCUUGGUAACGUGGUAAGGUUUCUCCACAGGAAGGCAAUAAAAGAUGUUCGGUAUAGAGGUUAUGACAUUCCAUGUGGAUGGAAAGUGCUUCCGGUGAUUGCAGCCGUGCAUUUGGAUCCUUUGCUUUUUGACCAGCCUCAACAGUUCAAUCCCUGGAGAUGGCAGAACAAAGGAAUGGUUGGAUCUUCAUCUAGUAGCCCGAGCAUGACAGCAAGCAGUAACAACUUCUUGCCAUUUGGUGGAGGACCAAGACUCUGCGCCGGCUCAGAGUUCGCCAAGCUUGAAAUGGCUGUCUUCAUCCACCAUCUAGUCCUCAACUUCGACUGGGAGUUAGCCGAUACGGAUCAAGCUUAUGCCUUCCCCUUUGUCGAUUUCCCUAAAGGCCUACCAAUCAGGGUGCAGCAUCACAGUUUCAUAUAGUUUUUCCAAGACAACAAACAGCUCAUAGACGCCCGAGAAACUUUAUGAAAAGAAUCCUCAGCAUCUCAUGCUGUACACAAAUUAAACAAAACAAAUUGCUCAUUUGUUGGUGAAGAUCGAAUUCUUGGAUUUUCCAACGGCUUAGUGUAAGAUCUCGUUUGGCUUUAUCGGAUAGAUCAUAGCUCACAUGAGCAAAGGGAAGACAAAGAAUUGAUGAAGUACAAAUUAAAGAUGCUAGGACCACGUACGUCCCCAAAUUGUAAAUUUUAUUUUCCUGUAUAGUCCUUGAUCUAUCAUUUUAGGACUUGGGAGGAAUUAUUAUUAUUAUAUAUAUAUGUAUGUAUAUUCAUUUAUAUACAUGAAGUGGUAUUUCCCCUUUCCAUAA